GCGCCUUUUCCUUCGCCCCGCCCCCUCGGCGCCCAUUCGGCUCGCGUGCGUGCGCCCGCCUGCCUGCCUGCCUGGCCGGGUGGGUUCCUUCGCCGCCCGCGGAGCCCCUUCCCCAGGAAGGACACGAGGCGAGGACGGAGACGGCCAUGGACAUGAAGAAGCGGAUCCACCUGGAGCUGCGGAACCGGACGCCCUCGGACGUUAAAGAGCUUGUUCUUGACAACUGUAGGUCAAACGAAGGCAAAAUCGAAGGCCUCACUGAUGAAUUUGAGGAGCUGGAGUUCUUAAGCACCAUCAACGUAGGCCUCACCUCGGUUGCAAAUUUACCAAAGUUAAACAAGCUUAAGAAGCUCGAGUUAAGUGACAACAGAAUCUCAGGAGGACUGGAAGUCUUGGCGGAAAAAUGUCCGAACCUCACACACCUCAACCUCAGCGGCAACAAAAUCAAGGAUCUCAGUACAAUAGAGCCUCUGGAAAAGUUAGAAAACCUGAAGAGUUUAGACCUGUUCAACUGCGAGGUCACUAACUUGAACGAUUACAGAGACAACGUCUUCAAGCUCCUCCCGCAACUGACCUACCUGGACGGCUACGACCGGGACGAUAAAGAGGCCCCGGAUUCAGACGCCGAGGGCUAUGUGGAAGGCCUCGAUGAUGAGGAGGACGAGGAAGACGAGGAGGAGUUUGACGAAGAGGACGAGGAGGACGAGGAGGAGGAAGGCGAAGAAGAGGACGUCAGUGGAGAAGAGGAGGAGGAUGAAGAAGGUUAUAAUGAUGGUGAGGUAGAUGACGAAGAGGAAGAGGAAGAAGCAGCAGCUGAGGAAGAAAGAGGAGAGAAGAGAAAACGAGAGGCCGACGACGAAGGAGACGAGGAGGAUUAAACCCGGCCCGCGAUCCCUUGGCGGAGAGGCAGAUUUCCUGUUGUGAUUUGACUGUUUCUCCCCUGUCUUUCUCUCUGACACACAAACACUCCCCCUCCCCAGAGUGUCCUGUUGCCGCGGGGUAGAGAAGGAAACACGUUAAAUCGAGGGAAAUUAAAAUAACAUUUUUUUUCAAGAAACACAAAAACCUGCCACUCCUCCUUCUGUUUCUGAAGAAUUUUCCUUUCACGUCUGUUUUCAGUUCCUGUUACGAUGCAAUCACAAAUAUAAAUUUUGUUUUUGUUUUUUUGGAGUGGAUCAUCCUGGAUAUUUUUAGGUAUUAAAAAAAAGAACGUUUUAAAAAAAUAAUAAUAAUGAUCAAGAAAAUUCCCAUUUACGACACAAAGGUCGUAAGGUGAGACUUUUAUAGCUGAUGAGUCUCUGGGCAUAUUUGUAAGUAUUUUAUUUUAUUUUCCUUCUUUUCUGGAUGCAGCAAAACAUGCUACAAAGCAUUCCAGCCGCAGCAACAGAUUUGAUAAAGUGUUUACUUUGUUGACUGUUUGUGAAUGAACGGCUGCCGUUUGCAGAAAACCCUUCUUCUGCCACUACUUUUAGGUUACUUUUCCCUUCCGUUUGUAAAUAGUGACCAAAUAUGAUUUUUCCCCCUUUUUGUUUCCAGUUAUUCCCUGUUUUUGAUAUCUGGAAGGAGAAUGUUCUCUGUAAAUGGCAGCCGUUGAAAUAAUCACACACACACGUAUAUAGGUGUGUGUAAGUGUUCCUAAUUUUCCUGAAUUUAACUGGUGGUCAAAAUAAAAUAUAAAUUUGACUGUUGUUAUAAUAAUAAUAAUAAAAAUACAAAGAAAAUGUUUUGAAUCCUUUUCACUAAGGUGUGUACUAUUUUGGUCUGUAAAAUAUUAUAUAUAUAAAUAUAUUAACCUGCCCUUGCUAUGAAAAGCAGCCAGAAUCCAUGUGUGCUCUAUGAUUAUAAAUUCUGGAAAUUUUUACAAACCUUUUACGUAAUAGAAAAAUACAGAAGCAUGUCGGGGCCUUGGCCGGUUUUUCCUUUUCGUACAUUCGGAAGCAUGGAAUGCUAACUCACACAAAACAAAGUUGUAUUUUCUUACCUAGUUGCAAAGUCAGUACGUUUGAAAGCAGAGUUAACCUUGUUUGAAUGUACAGUUUUACUUUCAUAUCCCUCUUUAAGCGAUAGAAGUGACUUGUUCUUUUCCUCGUCUCAUCUGUGUAUAAACAACAACCACAAAACCGUCGCAACCUUUUCCUUCUCGCUCUCCGGAGAGCCAAACCUUUUUGAGUUUUAUGUCUUGUUUGUCAAUGAUGGAUUUCAAUAAAUCUUUUUUAUACAA
Molecule: messenger RNA, 2221 nt
Organism: Anolis carolinensis (green anole)
Lineage: Eukaryota; Metazoa; Chordata; Lepidosauria; Squamata; Anolidae
Gene: anp32a
Product: acidic nuclear phosphoprotein 32 family member A
Exons: 7
Coding region: 147-878 (243 amino acids)
Biological process (GO): regulation of apoptotic process
Cellular component (GO): nucleus
Molecular function (GO): histone binding
Source: RefSeq, a predicted model, not a curated record